AAGUAAAGAAUCAGCCGAAGACGUCUUUGACUGGUGGAACGACACUUGAUAGCACUAUUGAUAACGCAUUCCUCAGACCAGCUUGCCGACCAGUUUCCUUUGGCAGUCGUCGCCUCAAGUCGCAAACAACUCCAAUCGUCAAUUCGCUUUUCACGAGCUAGUUUUGUCGUCCGUGGUCUUGCAUCUUGGACCAAAAACAACCACCUAUUGCCGCGAAAAAACGGCCGGCUUCAUUAUCAGCCGUAACUUCUCGAAUUUCGUCACAGCAAAUUGGCUGAUAUACGGGUUUCACUUAUAAGGUACGAUAUAUGUUUGGGUGCAAAAUAGACUCUUCAAGGUUGCUUAUAGAUUAGGACUAACAAUCUCUCCUUCUAAACUAGAUAUUCGUGGAGAAAUAUCCAUAGUCAUGUUUUCAUUUCCUUAUGUACCAUCUCAGUUAUUAAUAGAAUCAAAGUUGACAUACAGUAGUUAUUUCCUCCCUGUCAUGGACUGUACUAAUGAACACGACACGAGCGCAAUCACUAACUUUUAAUGUCUUCGGUUUCGCUCAAUUUCGUCUGAAAGGAUGUCUCGUCAUGUUGAGUCUAACAUCUUUGCGCUUCUUGAAGUUGAAUAAAGACUUACGCGUUCAGUCAUGAAUCAAGUACAAUGCGUUAUGUCAAAGACCUCCAAAAGACAGACGUAAACAAAAAGAAAUAUGCAUUAUUGUUGCAUUUUAUUUUCUUUGAUGACCAGUUUCGAAAGAUGUAGUACAUGUACUGCACUAUUUUUUGUUCCAAAAUCGAAAUGUAUCAGUUACUCUCUACUUAGGUCAAAUAAAGAGGAGCAUCGAGACGUUUACCAUCGCUUAGAGCUGAUCUCGCGGGGCUGUCGCGCGAUUUGUCUGUAACUGACUGCCUCUUUUAAAACGUUCUAAAAAAGCUUUGUAACUUUGAUGUAGUUUACAAUCUAGGUCACCGAUUUUUCAGGUUUCCUGAGGUUUUACUUGAUGAACCAACAAAACCUGAACUUAACAUUUUAGCCAGAAAAUAUUAAUUCGGAGAGAAAUUUGGCUUUUGAUUAUCAUGCUUAAAUCCAUGUUCCUAUUAGGCCUCAAAGUGAAUUUUCGCCAGCUUUUUUUCGAUAUUUGUAUCAGUCAUAUGAGUGCUUUUGAAUUAGGAACGGAAGUUUGGUAAUCAGGAUGCGCAGAUCAAUUACAAAGAGGCAGUCGCGAAGUAAAUUUUCGCAAAUCAUUGUUACUGCAGCAGAUGCCUGCCGAUGCCUGUUUAAUUUUCACUGAUGAGGAUGGAGAGUAUUUAUGAUUUGAUUGCCUUUUAAGAAGUGUCCGCAUACCUGCUGCAUAAUGCAUAAUUUUUUUCUCUUCUUUUUAUGACGCAUUUAACCGAUGUAUUGUCAACGCGAAUACUAAAAAUAUUGUGUAGUUCAAGUCAAGGCAUUCGCUGCAGCUGAAAAGGAACUGACCAACACGAAAAAUACUUUUCAUACUCAGAAUGAACGUACAUUUUCGAUUUUACAUAAUUUGGCGCUACAUUAAAUUCCAGAGAGAAAUUAGGCCGCGAUUUUGAGCGCAUUUUUGAGCAGAAGACAAUUUCGAUCCUCUACAAGACAACCGCAACACAAGAGUUUUCUAGGUAAACAAAAAGGGUAAAGGAAUAUUUGAGAUGGAAACAUUUAAAAAGGAGUGCUAACGGUCUUAACAUAAUUAAGCGAAAUUUAGUGAUACGUACAAUUUGUAGCGUAGAUGUUUGUAAACAUUAUACAAAUAUGGCCGUUGCAACGCAUAUUGACUCAUUAGCAUGCAAAUGCGUUCUAUUUCCUCGUGAUGCUCCAGAAACAUGCCUUACACAGCAGAAUAAUAACUUAGCAUUGUCGCAUAAACCACAUUUUUAAGAGCAAGGCACUGUAAUAAGAUCCUUACACAAUAGGCUGGAACUAUACCACAACCUAUUUCAAUUUUAGAAGGCAAUAGCGUCGCGACAGUUUUCGCAUCUAAAAAAAAAUUGGUAUAAAUUUCACAAGUUCGUCAUUGGUUUGUGUUUGUAUCUUCUUAAUGCUCACUUACUGUUAUUUCUCCUUUGCGUAAAACGCAGCCAACCGAAAAAGUCAACUUAACGCGCAUUUAGCCUGCGUGCCUCCGCAAGCCUUGAAAAAGCUUAAAAAAAAAAAAAAAAAAAAGAAAUGCUCGUUUUGCUAGCUGAGCAAAAUUUCGGCUUACUUAUUUACUACGCUGAGUAACCUAGCUCACCUAAAAGAAGUAAUGGCAAACAGUAACGUCAAUAAAGAUUCGCUCGUAGCAAUUAACAAGCAAGUCAUGAGUGACAUGUAAUUCAAAAUGCUGAAGCUUGUCUUACCAGAUCCGUUAACAUUAAGAGACUACGGGUAUCGUUUAUCCCUAGGACGGGAUAUUAAUCUAUCGCGAGUAACCCUCCAUACAGCAAUUCUCUAAUUUUUCCUGUCUUUUUGUUACAACCGUUUUGUACUCUCGAGUAAAAAGAGGCAUUGUGAGAGUUACAGCGGCAUAUUGCUCAAGCACACAACACAACGAACCGGCCAGAGCACGAACUAGUGAACCUUUAAGACAAAACUUUUCUGCCUUACUUGAAAAUUGCCUGUGUAGUAAAAGAGAUGAAGAUCUGUCAAAUUCUGAAAUUUUUUUUUUGAUAUCCUUUUUACCUCGGGGGAAAUAAUGCAAAAAUUAAUUUGAGAGCAGAAAGGAAGGCGUUGUUCAGAAUGAUCAAAAUUAUAAAAAAUGCAAUAAAUAUACGAAAUCAGUGUUUAAUAAAUUGGAAAAAAUGUUUACUUUUAUGGGAUAUCGCGAAUAAUUUUGACGCUGUUUCAUUUUGAAUGAAAACGCUUAUUUCCCUAAUGUGGUGCCUUACGUGCGCUAACCACUCAGCUUCUUGGUCGUCAACGAUAAACAAAUAAUAAUAAUAAUAAUAAUUAUAAUAAUAAUAACAGUAAUAAAGAAAUAAACCCCGAGACUUAUCGCAAGGAUUAUACUUGCAGGUCAUGGACAAAUCGGCCCAAAAUGAAUUACUUUAUACAUUGUGUGGAUGUUGCGCACUUCUUUUCUGCAUUGUUGUGUUCCUGUGCAUCACCGUGAGGCGAAUCCGUCUGGACCUGAAUGAACUCGCAAGAAAUGGAAACAUUUACACUGAACCCAUACAAGGUGGCAUGGAAGAGAGAGGAAUCAAAGGUAAGACUGACAUGAAAAGGUUGAGCUCGUCCGCAACCCGUUACACUGUGGAACCAGGCCAACCAAAGCCAGCAAACAGGAGGUCUGCGAUACAUUCAGAACCGGAUGAAACUAUCACAUACCUUACCAGGCCUGGUGAAGAGACUGCUGCUCAGAACGAUGGCUCGACUACCGAGACUAUUGCCUUGGGAUACGUCAAUCAAGCUUUCCAAUCAGGUGCUAAUGCCGACCAAGGAUGCACCUUCACCGGCAGCGAUGGUGUAUUCGAGAACGACCAACCAAUUUAUAGCAAUGAUGGCAAUGAACAAGAGAAUUGCGAAAAUGGGGCAGUGAACGAGCCAAUAUACGGGAACUGGGGCGAUAUGGCGGAUUUGAAUAACCCUGAACUGCCCCACAGAACAUACACUAUGGAUAUUGGUGAACUUAGUUGAGAAAAAUGUCUCACUAAGAAUUGCCGAAGAGAAUAAAUGGCUUUAAUACAAACCUGAACCGAAUGAAGC
This is a messenger RNA of Pocillopora meandrina, 3696 nucleotides long. NCBI's taxonomy places the organism in Eukaryota, Metazoa, Cnidaria, Anthozoa, Scleractinia, Pocilloporidae. The record is from the annotation of a GenBank genome assembly.